Aspergillus saccharolyticus JOP 1030-1 is the source of this 917-nucleotide messenger RNA. RefSeq lists its product as uncharacterized. The transcript has a single exon. The coding region runs from base 175 to 690 and encodes 171 amino acids. NCBI's taxonomy places the organism in Eukaryota, Fungi, Ascomycota, Eurotiomycetes, Eurotiales, Aspergillaceae. The record is from RefSeq and is a predicted model, not a curated record.
CAUCAUCCUUUCGUUUCUUACACCGGGACUUUUCGUACCAUCUCAUUGUGCUAUCUCAUUGUGCAUCGACGCGAAUCGCAUUUCUUAAGAAAUCGAGAAUCACGAAAGCAGCUUAUAAUCGGUCUCGUUAGUCUGUCUUCAACUACUCGCUCGCUCACUGGCCCAGAAAUCAUCAUGGUUCAAAGCAACACAGCAGACGCUGGAGGCUCCAGUCGCGAGUAUGGGAUAAAUUUUGAGAUCACGCCCCCAACUACUGUCUCACCUGAAAUUUUCAUAUCAUUACCAGUGGUCGUUGCUGUGAGACCUGUAGGGGCCCCAAGAGUUCCUACACAGCAGCUAGUUGCACACAUAUCUCUCAGGAACGAAGCCGGAACCGCCCCUUCUCCAGGGCUCACGGGCGUUGUCACGUCUAGUGUGCGCAGCAGUAGUGGGAAUACGACAAGCGGUUAUGCGCGGUUCGGACCUCUCAAGUUCACCCAAGCUGGGAGAUAUAGGCUACGAGUCAUGCUCGGGGCUGCAUCGUCCGAUGGUGUGUCUACAAGGGAGUAUGUUGAUUCUGGGAUCAUCACGGUUCAAGCGGGUGCUGCACCUCCGCGACCAACACCUGCGCAAAUUGCCAAACUGCAAACUCUGAUACCAGAGAACAUCGACAUUACGGUUGCGGACAUAGCGGCAUGGCAGGCCGCAUGACAUAUUGCGCUUCCGAAAGGCUUUUUAUCUCAAGGCAUACUUUCCGCGUUGAUCGCGAGGGUUCGAGCGUCUUUUAAUUAUUUCUGGCUGGUGGUACUUUGUUCAGAUCGAAAUGCCUUGGGAGCAGCCACGGGUAGUGGCUAGCAGGGGGUGAGGAGUUCACAGUACAACAUCGACGAGAGGAUAGAUACCAAUUCCAUCUCUAGCAAAUAUGUCUAUCACUUAGC